Molecule: messenger RNA, 8813 nt
Organism: Anguilla rostrata (American eel)
Lineage: Eukaryota; Metazoa; Chordata; Actinopteri; Anguilliformes; Anguillidae
Product: microtubule cross-linking factor 1-like
Exons: 14
Coding region: 436-6003 (1855 amino acids)
Biological process (GO): regulation of autophagy
Source: RefSeq, a predicted model, not a curated record
UCAGAUCGAAACAGAAGGGGUAUAGACUGGAAGCGAUUAAGCGGGGUGGGGGAAGAGGGUUACGGAACUGAAGAGAGGGGGGAUGUUAUCUUGAAACAAGCGGACAAAAUGAAAAAAUAGAACAUACAACCUUCCGGCGCCAGAUGAUGUGAUUUGCACCGUAUUGUUCCUCAAUUUCAUAAACUGCAGCAGUAUUUCCUUCAAGGAGAGCACGAGGUAGUCGAUACAAGGGGUUAGUCGUAUUGUAAAAACUGACCUGGUUCCCCGCUGAGAUGUAAGUCGGUAGCUACAAACAGGUGUACACCAAUCCGGAGUGAUGAACAGGACAACUGAAACGCAAGACUGUAUUGCCAAUGGGAUCUAUCUGGGUUAUUCGCCUGGACUGAGGAUUGACAAUUUUUUCCUUCGCCCUCCCCUGGCCGGUGUGUGUAGAUAAUGGAGAGUUCUCAUGGCUCCACCAGUGAAACCAAGCAGCAAAACCACCAGUUGGAAAAGAAACGGCUGAACAGAGCGCCUUCACCCGCGAGACCUUUCAUUAAGGAUAUUCAUUCCAGGUCUUCCAAACCGCCGGCAAUAGCUCCAAAAUCCCCUAAACUGACAAGCAAGCAGCAGCCGUCCGUAGGGCUCUUAGCCACUCAAAGCCGCCUCUCCAGACGCGCCGCUCCUGCAGCAAAAGACAAGACAGCCCCGUUAAAAAGUACCACUAAGCCUACGGUAACUAAAAAGGGAGUUAAGCUCACCCAACAUGGUACUUCAGAACAGAAAGUCAUCAGCAAGCAGGGCGAUUCUAGCCAAAAUAUUACUAAAGGUAAAAAGGUUAAAAUCUCCCAUCUAGUUCAUGGUUCGUUCGGCCAUGGCUCCCCAAUCCGUGUUCCAACGGGAGGCAGCCUCGGAAGGAUCAGUCACACUGACAGCAGUUCGGAUUUGUCAGACUGCCCCUCCGAGCCGCUGUCCGACGAGCAAAGGCUCGCUCAGGCGGCAAGCAGUGAUGCCGAAUCCGGCUCGGGCUCCGGUUCCAGCGACCGAGACCAGCAGGCGGUGGAUAAUCCAUUGCCGGGAGCCUCAUCUUCAGAGACGCCGGAAGGUGCUCACGUCUCGCCGCGUACAGGGGAACUGUGCACGGCAUCAUCCGGUGUGGCGAAGGAGCGAUUGUCCCACGGGCUGCCUUUGCAAAAAAAGUGCAUCACGGUGGAACUGACAGACAGAUUAAAACUCGGUCUUAAAUCAGAAAAUCAAAAGGCGCCGUUACAGCACACACCAGAAAGCAGCAAGGAGUUAAUUGAAGAGGAUUUGCUAAGGGAAAUUGAAGAUCUCCGUUCAGAAAAUGACUAUCUCAAGGAUGAGGUGGAUGAGUUGCGGGCGGAGAUGGAGGAGGUGCGGGACAGCUACCUGGAGGAGGAGGUGUACCAGGUGCAGGAGCUGCGGCGGGAGCUGGACAGAGCCAAUAAGAACUGCCGAAUUCUGCAGUACCGGCUGCGCAAGGCGGAGCAGAGGAGCCUCCGCGUGGCCCAAACCGGACGGGUGGACGGGGAACUGCUGCGGAACCUGGAGCAGGACCUGAAGGUGGCCAAGGACGUGUCGGUGCGUCUGCACAAUGAGCUGGACAGCGUGGAGGACAAGCGCUCGCGAGCGGAGGAUGAGAAUGAGCUGCUGCGGCAGAAGAUCAUCGAGGUGGAGGUCUCCAAACAGGCCCUGCACAACGAGCUGGAGCGGGUCAGAGAGGGCACCCUGCGCAGACGGGCCAGUCGGGAGAUGUUCAAAGAGAAGAAGUCUGCGGCCCAGGAGGACAGCGCUGACCUCAGGUGCCAGCUGCAGUUUGCUAAGGAGGAGUCUGCGCUGAUGCGUAAGAAGAUGGCCAAGCUGGGCCGGGAGAAGGACGAGCUGGAGCAGGAGCUGCAGAAGUACAGGUCCGUGUACGGGGACGUGGACAGCCCGCUGGCGCCCGCCGAAUGCGGCGGCGGCCCCCACACCACCCGGGAGGCGGAGCUUAAGCUGCGCCUGAAGCUGGUGGAGGAGGAGGCCAACAUCCUGGGGAGGAAGAUGGUGGAGCUGGAGGUGGAGAACCGGGGCCUGCGGGCGGAGAACGAGGACCUCCGCUGCCACUACGAGGAGAUCUGCCUGGGGAGGGAGCCGCUGACCUGCCCCCCCGCCUCCCCCUACGGCGAUGCGCUGGAGUCGGGGGCGGAGCUACGGCGCCACCUGCAGUUUGUGGAGGAGGAGGCGGAGCUUCUGCGGAGAUCCAUCUCGGAGAUCGAGGACCACAACAAGGAGCUGACCUCCGAGCUCAACCGCUUCAAGUUCGGGGUGCGGCCAGAGGACGACGGGGCCCCCAGGCCUGUGGGGGGCAAUGGGGCGGGCAAUGGGGGGGCCUGCGGUGCCAACGUGGGGGGGCUCCCCCUGCAGGAGGAGCUGAAAGCCGCCCGUCUCCAGAUCAACGACCUGAGCGGGAAGGUGUUGAAGCUGCAGUAUGAGAACCGGGUGCUGAUCUCCAACGUGCAGCGGUGCGACCUGGCCUCUCAGCUGGGCCCGCGCGCGGCCAGCCCCCGCGACAGGGACAGCGACGCCGAGAGCGACAAGCGGGAGAGCGAGGACGAGGCUCCGCCGCCCCCCCAGCCCAAGAGGGAGGGGCCCGUGGGCGGGGAGAGCGACUCGGAGGACCUCCUGGAGAGGACGUCCGGGUUCAGCAGCGGGAAGCCCUCGGAGCUCAGCCGCCUCAGUCCCAUGGAGCCGCCCCAGCGCCGCAGAGACGACGGCGAGACCUUCGCCAACGUGCGGCGGGAGGCGGAGCGCCUGGGCCGGACCGUGGACCGCCUCAUCACCGACACCGACGGCCUCGUCCACGACGGCAGGCUGCUGGCGACCGCCGGGGAGCCGCCGGGGGCCGACUCGCGGGGCGACGGGGGCUCGGCGGACGGCAGGUCCGAGCCCCGGGUCUUCGACGCCAUCAACACCCGCAUGAGGGCGUUCAGGACGGAGCUGCACAUCUUCAUGGAGAAGGUGGAGCACCUGGGGGAGGGGCUGCGGGACCGUGGCGAUGACCUCUCGCCCAUGCCACACCUCACCGAAUCCAGCAGCUUCCUCUCCGGAGUCACCUCCAUGUCCCGCGACUCGCCCAUCGGAACUCUGGGGAGGGACGGUGUCACCGACUUCCAGCUUCGGGACACACCCGUAUCUGAGGCCAGCACCCCAGCACGGGAGGUCCAGGCCCGGCUGGAGCAGGAGAGGAGGUGCAGACAGGAGGAGCAGGAGGUCUACCCUGGCCUCAUCGUGCAGCAGCAGGAGGAGGAGCGGAGGGAUGGAGAUUUGGGGCGGAGCCUCGACCAAGCCUGGACCCAGGAAAGGCCGAUGCUUCAGCAGGAGCUCCGCCUCCUCCGGCACAGCACGGUCGUGUUCUACGUGAAGCUCCGGUCGCUCCUGGCGCACUGGCGCUUGGGCCGCCGGGCGGAUGCAGCCGUGGAGGGCGCCCUCCCUGAGUGUGAGACUCUGGAGAACCCCGAGCUGGGUCUUGUGGCAGAGCAGGCGGAGGGAGGGGUGGAGAGAGGGGCAGAGAGAGGGGAGCAGCCCUGCCUCCAACAUGGUGUAGGGGACGCCUCCUCACCAGGAUACCCUACACAUGCCCUUGAAGUGCUCCCACCUCAGACCCAGGUGAGUGACAGCCGGCGGGUUCUGCAUGCACUGCGGGGGCUGCUGGAGGAGCUGCGCUCGGAGCUGAGGGAGGAGGAGCAUCGGCGCUGCCAUCUGCAGCGGACCUACGCCAGCGAGAGGGCAGCAUUUGAGCUGCAGCUGGCCGAGCUGAAGAGCCAUGCUGAUCAGCUGAAGGAGGCCAGAGGGGAGGAGGUGCCGGGAGAAGAUCUGGAGCUCGCCAACCUCACUGGGGCUUUCCAACGGGAGAGAGAGGAGCACCAGAGGCUCCUGGCAGAGAGCCACAGCACCGCCCUGGACCUGCGCUGGAAACUGCAGCACGGGGAGAAGAGAUGGAGUCGGGAAAGGGCUGAGCUUCUGGAGCGCUUCGAUCGUGAGAGGCAGGACUGGGACUGGCAUCUCAGGGAGCUACACCGCAAGAUGGAGAGGCUUCAGAGGGAGUUGAACACCAGGCGGGGUGAGGGGUCCCCUGAGGUGAAGGAUGGGGGUCACCGGGCGUUCUCUCCUCAGGACAGCCCCCGCACCCCCAGAUCUCCCAGAUCUCCCUGCAUUGCGGCCCCCGCCCCCCUCUCCGCCCGUUCCCAUUCCGACUCGGAUGCACCCCUGGAGGGCCGGCCAGCCAUGGUCAGGGUUAAAGGGGCAGAGAGCUCCCGCCCAGAGGAGAGCCUGUUCCUGGACGCCCUGUCACUGGACCCCCUCAGCGAGAGUGAGGUGCCACCCCUAUCCCGGGUCGAGAAGGACAAAAGAUUCCCGGGUUUGAAAGAGGUGCUGAACGAGAAAUCGGACCGGAAGAGCCCGAUAGCGUACCACGAGGAAGAGAUGACCAGCGGGAACCUCCUCAGGGCCAAGUCCGUGUGCUCCAUGAGUGAAUUCCAACGUCUGAUGGACAGCUCACCGUUCCUCCCUGACAGAACCACACACGGAGACGACGGAAGGCGGGACGAGGUGACCCCACCCUUGUCGCCGGAUGACCUGAAGUACAUCGAGGAGUUCAACAGCAAAGGGUGGGACUUCCAGAGUGGCCAGAGCCUGGGGUCUGCGGCGGAGGCCUGGCCAGAGGUGCAAAGACCAGAGCAGGCUGCAGACGCGUUCCAGCCGGCAUCCUGGUACCUUACCACCAGCGCUACCCUGACCACCAACACUAUGAGCAGCCCCGAGCCCUGCCAGAGACCGACCUCGCGGAAUGGCGGGGGUGCCGAUCGCUAUGCAGUCCGCGUCCUCCAUAGUCCCCCCCACAGCCUCAAGCUGGACCCCCCCUCCCUCCCCGCUGGGGCAGAGAGGCCUGGGGCCGAAACCGAGUUCAUGUUCUCCAUGACCAAAGCCAAAGUGGGUGACACCGUGGGAGGUGCGGACGAUGUGUUUGGGAGGUGGCCGUGCGACCUCUUGGAAGCGGGGCUGCGCCCCAUCGACCGCCCUGUCUGCUCCGCCGUGGGCUUCGCCUCCUCCCUGGAGCUGGAGCUGUCCAGGAACCUGAGUGACGACAUGAAGGAAGUGGCCUUUUCUGUGAGGAACGCCAUCCGCUCCAGUCCCGUCGACCGCCAGCUGAGGGACUCCGCCAGCCAGACCAACACUUUCACCACCAGGGGCACCCAAACCACCCAGACCAUCAGCGUGGGGCUCCAGACGGAGGCUCUGAGGAACAUCACCAGCAGCCCCCACAGGUGCCUGACCCCCAAGGGGGGGUCCACCCCGAUUUCCUCACCAUCCCGUAGCCUAAGAAAGAUGCAGUACUCCCCUGUCAUCCAGACCAAGUUUGAGCGCCCCUGCUGCUCGCCCAAAUACGGUUCCCCUAAGCUUCAGCGGAAACCCCCCACCCCGGCCAAAGUGGACCAAUCAAAUAGCCGGGCCCCCACCCCAACCACGCCCCAGAAGGGCUACAGCGAGUCGGCCUGGGCCCGCUCCACCACCACCAGGGACAGCCCAGUCCACACCACCAUCAACGACGGGCUCUCCAGCCUCUUCAACAUCAUUGACCACUCACCCGUCGUCUACGACGCCUUACAGAAGUUCACCAAGUCCCCCAGCCGGUCCCGGCCCGCUGAGGCCAGUUCCGCUGAGCCCAGGUCCACGGGCUUCGGCGUGGUUCAGGAGUUCCUCAAGAACGUGAGGGGCAGGUCCCCCAGCCCCGUCCAGCUGAUUGUAGAGACCCAGGGGGACAAGAACGCAGAGGUCAUCAGCAUAAGGCAGGACCUCUCUGCCCCCCCGGGGUACACCCUCGCCGAGAACACGGCCAGGAUCCUGAAUAAGAGGCUGAUGGAGCAGGACGCUGAGGAGGAGAGAAGAACCCCCUCAGGCAGUCAGACCGGCCAGGCCAAGGAGGGGAGGCCCAAUGAGGGGGAGAAGGGAGCCAUGGAGGUCUGAAAAGUUGAGAAGUUCCAGAUGAUCGCCAUUCUGUUUAUUGCUGUGCUGCUGGGGGUCUGGGCAAUGGAAACAUUCACUGACAGCACAGAUUCACUCUCCCUUCUUUUGUGACAGAUCUGUUUCGUUUGGUUGUUUUUGCUUUCUCUUUCUCCUCCUCUCUACCCCUGCCGUGCUCCGAUCCUCCCUCUAUCUGGACUUAUCCAGAACCACACUGUCUUACUAACCACUCCCUGGGGGCUCUGACCCAGCUUGUUUGGAUGCAGUAAGUCCCUCUACCCUUCUCUGAAUUCACCGGUGGAAACCAUGCGUUACACAGCGUCCAGUCUGUCAUUCACACACCACAUCUGCUGAGCAUGUUCUAGACAGAGAGAAACCUGGGGGCCAUUAACAUAACUGCGUGUGUGUGCAUUUGUACGUGCAUGAGUUUGUGUGUGGGCGUGGGAUGUUCACAUUGUAUUUCAUGCUUCACAGUGGAAGCACUAAAUGUUUAUCUUUCAGUUUUAUUUCUUUUGCUGCUAACGGAGUGAAAGCCAUUAAAUGCUGAAAUGCUCAUUUGGCAAACAAAAUUUCUCUCCUGAAUUCCUUGUUCAAUUUCUCUGAAAUCAAUUACAUUACAGGCAUUUGGCAGACGCUCUUUUAUAGACACAAUUAUAGGUCCAUGUACUUAAUGCAGUCCUAUUAUAAAACCCUUUUAUGUCUCUGUUGUUCUCUUACUUUGCCAUGGUUUGUAAAAAAAAAAAAACCAUAUUAAAAUGGCCCAGUCAUGCUGGGCAGCAAAUUCAUUUUGGGGUGUGCUGAAAUAAAGGGGUCGGCACUCAGUGGGUUACACGGCCUUAUUAAGUAUAUGGAACAGUGAGACAAAAAAAAACAUCUAAUGAAAUGACCAAUUCUGUUUGCCGAGUAACCAAUAAUGAUGAUUCAUUUCCUUGUAGCAGUGCAGAGAUUAAUACUACUCUCCUGGGUUCUCUUUAUUCAAGCCAUCAUCACCAAUGAGAGCUGCUGUGCUGUUGAUCCCCUCUGUGUGCAGGGUAGAGAGUGUGCUGGUGUUAGGAUCUGUGAGGGGGUUUUAGCACAGUGUUCAGGGUAGGGAGUGGGCUGGUGUUAGGCUGUGAGAGGAGGCUUUGGUGCAGUGUUCAGUGCAGAGAGUGGACUGGUGUUAGGGUGUGAGCGGGGGUUUUAGCACAGUGUUCAGGGUAGGGAGUGUGCUGGUGUUAGGAUCUGUGAGGGGGUUUUAAUGCAGUGUUCAGGGUUGAGAGUGAGCUGGUGUUAGGGUAGGAGAGGGGGUUUUAAUACAGUGUUAAGGGUAGAGAAUGGGCUGGUGUUAGGGUGUGAAUGGGGGUUUUAGUGCAGUGUUGAGGCUAGAGUGGGCUGGUGUGAGAGGGGGUUUUAUUGCAGAGUUGAGGCUAGAGUGGGCUGGUGUGAGAGGGGAUUUUACAAUCAUUUCUUACACUUUCAUUAUGUCCCAAAUAGGUCCACAUUCAAUUUGUAAUUGUAUUCCCACACCCCCACUGUUUGUGUAUGAGUUUGUGUGCAUAUUGUGUAUAUGUGUUUGUGUGCAUACUGUGUGUAUGCGUUUGUGUAAAUACUGUGUGUGUGUGUUUGUCUGCCUAAUGUGUGUGCAUUUGUUUGUGUGCAUACACAAACCCCCCUGCACCCCAGACUCAUUUUAUUAUUAAGGCUCAAGAAUGCACCUCUCAUUUGUCUUAUUCUUGUCACCUUUGUAGGUUUUCUUUAUAACUGCCUUUCUUAAAGAUGACCUGAAUGCUAACAAUAUUUUUUUUAUAUAAUUCUGCAUGCUAGCAGUAGAAAAAUAUGUUACAUGUGACGUUUCAUCAUUUGGUGUUUUUUGUGUAAAAUUUGGAUGGCACCUGACUGUACUGAAAACUAACUGCUUGUUACUUGCAUGUGUGGAGACAACUCUAAUGUUUGUGUUAUCAUUUUGUUUCUGGUGUGCUCAUCUAUAUGGGAAUAUUACCAUUUCAUAUUUGUUAUACAGUAUAUUGCUAUAUAUAUACAUUAUAUAGGUAAUGUAUUUGGGACAAAUGUUUCUGACCAGCAUUUCAGGAUUAACUCUGAUUUUACACAUUUACAGAACAGCCCUGUUGAAAAGCCAAAAACAUUUUUUAUUUUAUUUAAAAUGUCUUCCUGAAUUGCAAUGCUAAUGUAGCACAAAUCUGGUAAUCGGUGUAAUAAUCACUCAUUCCUUGUGUGCCUGCAUACACAUUGUGUUUUUGUGUUGUUUCAUUUUGUUGUUUGAGGAGAUGCUUAACUUGAAUGCUGCUUUUGGUGCCUCAUUUUGUUUUUGCGGUCAGCAGCUCUUGUCUCCUAAAUUUCCUUGUUUUGUGAAUGCCCCUGUGCUUAUGCAGUGUCUUGGUAACCAGACUGCAGUGUUUCUAUAGCACAGGGAGACCGGGUAUUACCUGCUGGGUUUCUCUCCUCCAUUGAAAGAAACAGAACCUGCAGAAAUGCAUUAAUUAUGACUCACAGCUGUAGACGGUUGUGAGUGUUCACUUACCCAUAAACUGCUGCAAUUCCAUGAUUCUUACUCUUGUCUCUGCUCUGUGAGGAGAUAAUUCACACGCAACAGGGCAUUGAGCAAUCUGGCAGUUUUUAGUCACAGUGUGUGUAACUGUGUCACUUGAGUUUGUCCCACACCGCUUUGGUCCAUAUUCAUCUGUAAUAUUUGCGAAGUUUAUGUUGAAAAAAUAUUUUCUUGUAUAAAAGUGGUACAUCUAAAAAACAUACAAUCAACAAACCUUCUUCAACCAUUCCAUACCCUGGGUGAGAAUUGUAGGAAAAAACUCUAAAAA